This is a messenger RNA of Fonsecaea pedrosoi CBS 271.37, 630 nucleotides long. RefSeq lists its product as uncharacterized. The record is from RefSeq and is a predicted model, not a curated record. The transcript has a single exon. Lineage: Eukaryota; Fungi; Ascomycota; Eurotiomycetes; Chaetothyriales; Herpotrichiellaceae. The coding region runs from base 1 to 630 and encodes 209 amino acids.
AUGGACAAGAAGCCCUCGAAUACAUCUACGUCUACAACCACAACAGCAGAGCACGUACAAGAAUCACCGUCACCAUCACCAACAAGAGGCACCAGUCCCCUCGACGAACACCUAUCAAUCAGCUUCGACCUUGACCGAGGAAGAAGCCCUGCACAUCCCACUACUUCUCCAUACACCUCCGCAAGAGACGAGCAAGAGCAAGACAUCUCACGCAACAGCCCCGAGAAGCCCUCCAAAGACAAAGGCAAAGACCCAGACCCAGACCCAGACCCAGAGAAAGAGAUGAGUUAUUACCACCGUUCUUCGUCGAGCACGACCUCGUCGCCUGGAGGAAAUCAACGGCCCGGACCAGACAUGUUCAUGUCGAGAACGAGUCCCUCCAGUUCAGCGAGUACGCCGCGGCAAGGCUCCGAGGAGGCAAAGGGCGAGGAGAAGAGGAAGGAUCGGGUUUCGAGUUCCGGUGGGAGUGGUACUGGCGGUGGGAGUGGAAGCGGUAGCGGAGGCGGCGGCAACAAUAGUGGCGGCAGUGCGGGUGGCAGUGGUAGUGGUAGUGGGAGCGCGAGCGGGAGUGGGAGUGGAAGUGGAAGCAGUCGAUCCAGGCUGGUUGCGGGCGUCUUUGUGAGAUAUUGA